Molecule: messenger RNA, 584 nt
Organism: Racocetra persica
Lineage: Eukaryota; Fungi; Glomeromycota; Glomeromycetes; Diversisporales; Gigasporaceae
Source: the annotation of a GenBank genome assembly
GUGCUUUGGUACAUGGUGGAUUUUAUCAUGCUUAUGAACGUGUAAAGAACUCUAUAUUAUGGACGAUUCAGUGGAUGAUGACAAGAAAAGAAAAUUCAUGUCGUGGAUAUGAUGUUGUUAUAACUGGACAUUCUUUGGGUGGUGCCUUAUCAUCAUUCUUAGCCAUAGAUAUAAAGCGUUACAUUCUUGAUCCAAUUGUCCGUUCAUCAACUCAAUCAACUCACUGGCUUCUUCCUUUUACAAUUCAUCUGACAACUAUUGGCGAACCGAGAGUUGGUAAUCACAUUUAUGCAAAAAUAUUACAGACACAGCUAAUUUCUCAAUCACCAUCUUUAAAGCAUAAAGUAACAAGAAUAACUCAUAAAAAUGAUAUAAUAGUACAUUUACCUCCAUUGAAAGAGGGAUUUAUACAUCAUGUGCAUGAAUUAUGGGUAAAAAAUAAUAAUCAAUCUUUUUUUUGUAAUGAUAUAGUAGAAGAUUCUGAGGAUCCGAUUGAGAAUCCAGAGUGUCUUGCUGGUAUUAAAUGGUUUGAUCUUAGUGUUCACUUAUUCAUUUGGAAUACUACUUUUACACCUUUUUGUUAA